Cinclus cinclus is the source of this 9124-nucleotide messenger RNA. RefSeq names its product FRY microtubule binding protein (gene FRY). Gene Ontology annotation, cellular component: cell cortex; site of polarized growth. The record is from RefSeq and is a predicted model, not a curated record. Gene Ontology annotation, biological process: cell morphogenesis; neuron projection development. NCBI's taxonomy places the organism in Eukaryota, Metazoa, Chordata, Aves, Passeriformes, Cinclidae.
AUGGAAUAAAUGAAAAUACUGAGUACUGAGGGGGCGAGGGAAUAAAACACUCUUCAGAUAGGAUUAAGAACAAGCCCCGAAGGAAGAGCAAAGGACAAAAAUCUCAUGGUGUGUGGUUGUUGUUGUUGUUGAGCUUUUUUUUUUUUUUUUUUUUUUUUUUUUUAAAUGAGCUUACCUACCAUGAACGGAAGAAGUGGAUCUGCGGAGACUUCAUUUCCUCCUCUGACCCCUCGUUUACAUCACUGACUGGUGACAGUCACAUCUACAUGCCUAGUACCUGCCACUUCAGCUGCUCAGAAUUAUAGAAGCCUCUUUGUAUGCAGCAGACAUGGCUAGCCAGCAGGAUUCAGGCUUCUUUGAAAUCAGUAUCAAAUAUUUACUGAAAUCCUGGAGCAAUACUUCUCCAGUUGGUAACGGAUAUAUCAAGCCACCUGUCCCUCCUGUUUCUGGUACACAGAGAGAAAAAGGACCUCCAGCCAUGUUGCCCAUCAGCAUUGACCCGGACAGUAAACCAGGCGAAUACGUCCUGAAGAGUUUGUUUGUUAACUUCACUACUCUGGCUGAACGCAAGAUUCGCAUCAUCAUGGCAGAGCCUCUGGAGAAGCCCCUGACCAAAUCUCUACAACGAGGAGAAGAUCCCCAGUUUGAUCAAGUUAUAAGCUCAAUGAGCUCUCUUUCAGAAUAUUGUCUACCCUCUAUCCUGCGCACUUUGUUUGAUUGGUAUAAAAGGCAGAAUGGCAUAGAAGAUGAAUCUCAUGAGUACAGACCAAGGACAAGCACUAAAUCCAAAAGUGAUGAACAGCAGAGGGACUAUUUAAUGGAGAGAAGAGAUCUGGCUAUUGAUUUUAUUUUUUCUUUAGUAUUAAUAGAAGUUUUGAAACAGAUUCCACUUCAUCCUGUUAUAGACAGUUUGGUAAAUGAUGUAAUUAACUUGGCUUUCAAGCACUUUAAGUACAAAGAAGGGUACCUUGGUCCUAACACUGGAAAUAUGCACAUUGUUGCAGAUUUGUAUGCAGAAGUAAUAGGUGUUCUAGCUCAAGCAAAAUUUCCUGCUGUAAAGAAGAAAUUUAUGGCAGAGCUAAAAGAGUUGCGGCAUAAAGAGCAAAGCCCGUAUGUAGUUCAAAGCAUCAUCAGUCUUAUAAUGGGAAUGAAAUUCUUUCGCAUUAAGAUGUAUCCUGUGGAGGACUUUGAAGCUUCUCUUCAGUUUAUGCAGGAAUGUGCACAUUAUUUCCUUGAAGUUAAAGACAAAGAUAUCAAGCAUGCACUGGCAGGACUGUUUGUUGAAAUUCUUGUCCCUGUAGCUGCUGCUGUUAAAAAUGAAGUGAAUGUCCCCUGUCUGAGGAACUUUGUUGAAAGUCUGUAUGAUACAACGCUUGAACUUUCAUCACGAAAGAAACACUCACUGGCUUUGUACCCCUUGGUAACGUGCCUGCUUUGUGUCAGUCAGAAGCAGUUCUUUUUAAACAGAUGGCAUAUUUUCCUCAACAACUGCCUUUCCAAUCUCAAGAAUAAGGACCCAAAAAUGGCUCGAGUUGCACUGGAAUCUUUGUACAGACUACUGUGGGUUUACAUGAUCAGAAUUAAAUGUGAAAGCAACACAGCUACCCAAAGUCGACUUAUUACUAUUGUCACAACCCUUUUCCCAAAAGGGUCCCGUGGUGUUGUGCCAAGAGAUAUGCCUCUAAACAUCUUUGUGAAGAUAAUACAGUUUAUUGCACAGGAACGUUUAGAUUUUGCAAUGAAAGAAAUUAUCUUUGACUUCCUUUGUGUUGGAAAACCAGCAAAAGCUUUCAGUCUCAACCCUGAGAGAAUGAAUAUUGGCCUGAGAGCUUUCUUGGUAAUUGCUGAUAGCUUGCAGCAAAAAGAUGGUGAACCACCAAUGCCAGUGACUGGAGCUGUCCUUCCCUCUGGAAACACUCUCAGAGUGAAGAAAACAUAUUUGAGCAAAACUCUUACAGAGGAGGAAGCUAAAAUGAUAGGUAUGUCACUGUAUUAUUCUCAAGUAAGGAAAGCUGUGGACAACAUACUCAGACACCUUGACAAGGAAGUGGGUCGGUGCAUGAUGCUAACCAACAUACAGAUGCUUAACAAAGAACCUGAAGACAUGAUUACUGGUGAAAGAAAACCAAAAAUCGAUCUGUUCAGAACAUGUGUUGCUGCUAUUCCUCGAUUACUUCCUGAUGGAAUGUCAAAACUUGAGUUGAUCGACUUGCUGGCAAGGCUGUCCAUCCAUAUGGAUGAUGAACUUCGACACAUUGCACAGAAUUCUCUUCAGGGCCUACUUGUUGACUUUGUUGACUGGCGGGAGGAUGUACUCUUUGGUUUCACUAAUUUUCUGCUCCGUGAAGUGAAUGACAUGCAUCAUACCCUUCUUGAUACUUCACUGAAGUUGCUGCUACAAUUGCUGACGCAAUGGAAACUUGUAAUACACACUCCAGGAAAAGCUUCUGAGCAGGCCAAAACCAGAUCUGGAGAGCUGAUACCAAAUGGAUCCAGCCACAGGAUCCAGUCUGAAAGGAGCCCCUAUUCCAACGUCCUGCACGCAGUCGAAGGAUUCGCGCUGGUUCUGCUGUGUAGUUUCCAGGUCGCGACGCGGAAGCUGGCUGUUUUAAUCCUCAGAGAAAUCCGGUCUUUGUUCUUGGCCCUUGGCCAGGCAGAGGAUGAUGACAGACCUAUGAUUGAUGUCAUGGAUCAGUUGAGUUCUUCUAUUCUUGAAAGCUUUAUUCAUGUGGCUGUUUCAGAUUCAACAACAAUCCCGUUAACACACAGUGUGGAUUUGCAGUGGCUGGUGGAGUGGAAUGCUGUCCUAGUAAAUAGCCAUUACGAUGUGAAAAGUCCUUCCCAUGUCUGGAUUUUUGCACAGUCUGUUAAAGACCCAUGGGUUCUCUGCCUCUUCAGUUUUCUUAGGCAGGAGAAUUUACCAAAGCACUGUCCUACAGCUCUCAGCUAUGCUUGGCCAUAUGCCUUCACGAGGCUACAGCUGAUAAUGCCUCUUGUGGAUCCGAAUAUUCCUGUUAAUGCAAAGAAAACAAGUACAGCAAGCAGUGGAGACAACUAUGUUACUUUGUGGAGAAACUACCUUAUUCUGUGUUUUGGAGUAGCAAAGCCCAGUAUUAUGAGCCCAGGACACCUGCGUGCUUCAACACCAGAGAUCAUGGCUACCACUCCUGAUGGAACAAUGAACUAUGAUAAUAAGGCUAUUGGAACUCCAUCUGUUGGAGUCUUACUAAAGCAGCUAGUUCCUUUGAUGAGACUUGAAAGCAUAGAAAUAACAGAAUCACUUGUAUUAGGAUGAAGAACAAAUUCCCUUGUUUUCAGGGAAUUAGUAGAAGAACUCCACCCACUAAUGAAAGCCCUAGAAAGGAGACCAGAGACUAUUCAUAAACUCAGACAGGCCUUGCAAAGUACAAUUCACCACAGGAGAUUUCUCUUCCCUCAGCAGAGCUUGAGGCAUCACCUGUUCAUCUUAUUCAGUCAGUGGGCAGGACCUUUCAGCAUUAUGUUCACACCACUGGAUCGUUACAGUGAUAGAAAUCACCAGAUUACAAGAUACCAGUAUUGUGCAUUAAAGGCCAUGUCGGCUGUGCUCUGCUGUGGACCUGUGUUUGAUAAUGUUGGUCUUUCCCCCGAUGGAUAUCUUUACAAAUGGCUUGAUAACAUUCUGGCUUGUCAAGACUUACGUGUUCACCAGCUUGGCUGUGAAGUUGUAGUCCUGUUGCUAGAACUGAAUCCUGAUCAAAUCAAUCUCUUCAACUGGGCUAUAGAUCGAUGUUACACAGGAUCAUACCAGCUUGCCUCUGGGUGUUUCAAAGCCAUUGCAACUGUGUGUGGAAGCAGGAACUAUCCUUUUGAUAUCGUGACACUUUUAAAUUUGGUGCUGUUCAAGGCAUCUGACACCAACAGAGAGAUUUAUGAAAUUUCCAUGCAACUUAUGCAGAUCCUUGAAUCAAAGCUUUUUGUUUAUUCAAAAAAGGUAGCUGAGCAAAGACCAGGCAGUAUCUUGUAUGGGACACAUGGUCCAUUGCCACCUCUUUACAGUGUCUCUCUUGCCCUUCUUUCAUGUGAACUAGCAAGGAUGUAUCCUGAACUUACCCUUCCACUUUUUUCAGAGGUAAGCCAGCGAUUUCCAACAACACAUCCAAAUGGAAGACAGAUCAUGCUUACCUAUCUGCUACCAUGGCUUCAUAAUAUUGAACUGGUAGACAACAGACUGCUCCUCCCUGGCUCAAGCCCUACCACUCCAGAAGAUGAACUGAAGGACAAGGAUGGGGAAAUAGCAGUCACAAGUGGACUAAAAGGCAAUGGCUGGGGCUCACCUGAGGCCACCUCCCUGGUUCUUAAUAAUCUCAUGUAUAUGACAGCCAAGUAUGGAGAUGAAAUUCCUGGACCAGAGAUGGAAAAUGUCUGGAAUGCUUUGGCCAACAAUGAAAAAUGGAGUAACAAUCUUAGGAUAACACUGCAGUUCCUCAUUAGUUUGUGUGGUGUUAGCAGUGAUACCAUCCUUUUACCUUAUAUAAAGAAGGUUGCAAUAUAUCUGUGUCGCAAUAACACUAUUCAGACAAUGGAAGAACUUCUUUUUGAGCUGCAGCAAACUGACCCAGUGAACCCCAUAGUCCAACAUUGUGAUAAUCCUCCGUUUUACCGUUUCGCUGCCAGUAACAAAGCCUCAGCUGCAGCUUCUGGAACCACUUCCAGCAGUAAUACUGUUGUAGCUGGCCAAGAUAGUUUUCCUGAUGCAGAGGAGAGCAGAGUGGUGAAAGACACUGAUGAAAGGUUCAGUAAUGUCACUAGAGCACAUACCCGACUAGAAUCAAGGUACAGUAAUAGCUCUGGAGGAUCUUACGAUGAUGACAAAAAUGAUCCUGUUUCUCCAUAUACAAGCUGGUUAUUGAAUAUUGUUGAAACCAAACAGCCACAUCCCCUGCCCAUGCCUUACAAUGGAGGAUGUUGGGCACCCCUUGUGGACUAUCUCCCAGAAACCAUCACACCCCGGGGACCCCUUCACAGGUGCAAUAUUGCUGUUAUCUUCAUGACUGAGAUGGUAGUGGAUCACAGUGUGAGAGAAGAUUGGGCUCUUCACCUCCCUUUAUUGCUACAUGCUCUCUUUUUGGGUCUUGACCAUUACCGCCCGGAGGUCUUUGAACACAGUAAAAAGUUACUGCUUCACCUUUUGAUUGCAUUAUCUUGCAAUAACAACUAUCAAGCCAUUGCAUCUGUGCUUCUUCAGACCAGAGAGAUGAAUGAGACCAAGACUCUGACAGUACAACCUGCAUACUUACCUGAAUAUCUUUACACAGGUGGCUUUGACUUUCUGCGGGAAUACCAGUCAUCUCCAGUGCCAGACUCCGGCUUGAGCUCCAGCUCCACCUCCUCCAGUAUCAGUCUGGGAGGCAGCAGUGGAAAUCUCCCACAGAUUACACAAGAAGUUGAGGACAUGGACACUGCUGCUGAAUCAGAUGAGAAAGCAAACAAAUUAAUUGAGUUUCUGACGACCAGGGCAUUUGGUCCACUUUGGUGCCAUGAAGAUAUCACUCCCAAAAAUCAGAACACCAAGAGUGCUGAACAGCUCACCAAUUUUCUGCGCCAUGUUGUAUCUGUAUUUAAAGAUUCCAAGUCAGGUUUUCAUUUGGAGCAGCAUCUGAGUGAAGUUGCUUUACAAACAGCUCUUUCAAGCUCUUCCAGACAUUAUGCUGGUCGCUCUUUCCAGAUAUUCAGGGCCCUAAAGCAGCCCCUUUCUGCACAUGCAUUGUCUGACCUCCUGUCAAGAUUGGUGGAAGUUAUUGGAGAGCAUGGAGAUGAGAUUCAGGGGUAUGUAAUGGAGGCACUACUUACUUUGGAAGCUGCAGUGGAUAAUCUCUCUGACUGUUUGAAGAACAGUGAUCUUUUGACAGUGCUAUCACGUUCAUCUUCACCAGAUUUAACAUCAAACACCAAACUGACCGCAAACCGGAAGAGCACGGGGCAGCUGAAUAUGAAUUCUGCAAGUGGCAACACAGCCACUGCUGAGCGAAGUAGACACCAGAGGAGCUUCUCUGUACCCAAAAAGUUUGGAGAUGUGGACAAGUCCUCGGACCCACCACGCAGUGCCACACUGGACAGAAUUCAAGCAUGCACCCAGCAAGGCCUGUCCUCUAAAACAAGAAGUUCGUCCUCUCUAAAGGACAGCCUCACCGAUCCAUCCCAUAUUAACAAUCCAACCAACCUACUGGCCACCAUCUUCUGGGUUGCUGUGGCUUUGAUGGAAUCAGAUUUUGAGUUUGAGUACCUAAUGGCACUGCGGUUGCUGAAUAAACUUCUGGCUCAUUUGCCACUAGAUAAAGCUGAAAACCGGGAGAAGUUAGAGAAGCUGCAAGGGCAGCUGAAAUGGGCAGACUUCUCAGGACUUCAGCAGCUACUCCUGAAAGGAUUCACUUCCCUUACUACCACUGACCUCACACUCCAGCUCUUCAGUUUGUUGACGCCAGUGUCUCGAAUAUCCAUGGUGGAUUCCUCUCAAGCUAUCGGAUUUCCACUGAAUGUUUUGUGUCUCCUGCCCCAUUUAAUUCAGCAUUUUGACAGCCCAAACCAGUUUUGUAAAGAUAUAGCCGAAAGGAUUGCUCAGGUUUGUUUGGAGGAGAAGAAUCCCAAGCUAUCAAAUCUUGCACAUGUCAUGACCCUUUAUAAAACACACAGCUAUACAAGGGACUGUGCUACCUGGGUAAAUGUGGUUUGCCGUUACCUUCACGAAGCAUUUGCUGAUAUUACUUUGAGUAUGGUUACAUAUUUGGCCGAGCUCCUAGAAAAGGGUCUUCCUAGUAUGCAACAGUCCCUUUUACAGAUGAUCUACAGUCUUCUUAGUUAUAUGGACCUGUCAGCUAUUCCUGUGAAACAGUUUAACAUGGAAGUGCUAAAAACCAUUGAAAAAUAUGUACAGAGCAUUCACUGGAGAGAAGCCUUGAAUAUCCUGAAGUUGGUAGUUUCUCGUUCUGCCAGUUUAGUUCUACCUUCCUAUCAACAUAGUGAUCUCUCAAAAAUGGAAAUACAUCGAGUGUGGAACAGUGCCUCCAAGGAGCUACCAGGGAAGACUUUGGAGUUUCAUUUUGAUAUUUCAGAGACUCCAGUUAUUGGGAGACGAUAUGAUGAGCUGCAGAGUUCUUCUGGGCGAGAUGGUAAACCCAGGGCAAUGGCUGUCACCAGAAGCACUUCUUCAACCUCAUCAGGAUCUAACUCCAAUGUCCUUGUUCCUGUGAGCUGGAAGAGACCCCAGUACUCUCAGAAAAGGACAAAAGAAAAGCUGGUGCAUGUCCUUUCCCUGUGUGGUCAGGAAGUUGGGCUGAGUAAAAACCCUUCAGUGAUUUUUUCUUCCUGUGGUGAUUUGGAUCUGAUUGAGCACCAGACGAGCUUGGUCUCUUCAGAAGACGGAACAAGGGAGCAGGAGAACAUGGAUGAUUCAAACAGUGAACAACAAUUCAGAGUCUUUAGGGACUUUGAUUUCCUAGAUGUUGAACUGGAAGAUGGGGAGGAACUUCAGGGUGAGAGCAUGGACAACUUCAACUGGGGGGUGCGCAGACGGUCCCUGGACAGCCUGGACAAGUGUGACAUGCAGCUGAUGGAAGAGAACCAGCUCUCAGGGAGCACACCCAGCCUGAACAAGAUAAACCAUGAGGACUCGGAUGAGUCGUCAGAGGAGGAGGACCUGACCACCAGCCAAAUCUUGGAGAACUCAGAUCUAAUUAUAAAUCUUUCCCCAUCUGAGGAUGCAAAUCAUAUUGACUCCCUUUCUACGUCAUGUGAUACAGCCUCAGCAGACCCUCAUCAUUUUAACAUGGGAACAUCCAGCUUUGGUGUGUCUUUGCCUGGUAUGAAUAAUCUCCAGGUAUCUGAAGGACCCAAGGCUGAAGCUGUACCUGAAGAGCAAGAUACAGCAGUCCAUGAGGAUGACCUUUCAGGGUCUACAAAUGAAAUCCCUGGAGCAUUUGAAUGCAGUGAUAGCCUUAGUCUGGAUAUGACAGAAACUGAAGAGAAAGCUGACAGGCUGGAACAAUUUGCUCUUGCUAGUUUUGGAGAUGUUGAUCGAAAUGCCUCCCCUCCUCCCUCACCAUUUUUUUCCGCCAUCCUUGCUGCAUUUCAGCCAGCAGCAUGUGAUGAUGCAGAGGAAGCCUGGCGUAGUCAUAUCAACCAGCUCAUGUGUGACUCUGAUGGUUCCUGUGCAGUUUAUACAUUUCAUGUGUUCUCUUCCCUGUUUAAGAAUAUUCAGAAAAGAUUCUGUUUCCUAACCUGUGAUGCAGCUAGUUACUUGGGAGACAACUUGAGAGGAAUAGGCUCCAAGUUUGUGAGGUCUUCUCAGAUGUUAACAUCAUGUUCAGAAUGUCCCACCCUCUUUGUAGAUGCAGAAACACUGCUCUCUUGUGGCCUUCUUGAAAAGCUGAAGUUCAGUGUUCUAGAGCUACAGGAGUACCUGGACACAUACAACAACAGGAAAGAGGCAACGCUCUCGUGGCUUGCAAACUGCAAAGCAACAUUUGCUGGGGGCUCACGAGAUGGAGUUAUUACCUGCCAGCCAGGGGACUCCGAAGAGAAGCAAUUGGAACUCUGUCAGAGGUUAUAUAAACUGCACUUCCAGCUGCUGUUGCUUUUUCAGUCCUACUGCAAACUUAUUGGACAAGUGCACGAAGUGAGUUCCAUGCCAGAGCUGUUAAAUAUGUCAAGAGAACUGAGUGAGCUGAAGAAAAACCUGAAAGAUGCGACUGCUGCAAUCGCAGCUGAGCCUGUAACAACAGAAUCUGAGCCCACAUUCAAUUCUACUGAAGCAGCUAUUCAGUCCAUGCUGGAGUGUUUGAAAAACAAUGAACUUGUUAAAGCCGUCAGACAAAUAAGAGAAUGCAGGAUUUUGUGGCCCAAUGAUAUCUUUGGAAGCAGCUCUGAUGAUGAAGUCCAGACACUACUGAAUAUUUACUUUCGCCACCAAACACUGGGUCAGACAGGCACCUAUGCACUGGUGGGCUCCAACCAGAGCCUGAGUGAAAUCUGCACCAAAUUAAUGGAACUGAACAUAGAGAUCCGUGACAUGAUUCGCAGGGCUCAGAGCUACCGGGUCAUCAAUACUUUUCUUCCAGACUCCAGCGUUUCCGGCACAAGUCUCUGA